ACGGGAUUUCCCAAGAAUGGUGAAUUUCUCUGUUGACAUUUUGGCCAUUCGUGGCAGAUUUUUUGGAGGAAAAAUAGUGAUCUAUUUGUGUUAUUCUCUCUGUUCUGUAUAUUUCCUUUGAUCUAUUUCUCAUUGUUGUACUAAUCUUCAAAUCUUAGUGUUGUAAUCUGUGAGAUAAAAGUGGAGAUGUCGAAGAAAAAUCCAUUGCUUUCCUCAGCCGCGCUGACCUUUGACGACUUCACCCACAAUGCCCGGUUGAUGCCUGCUGCUGCACCUGUUCCAGUAGCAACUGUCGUGCCGGACGUACAAGGAUCACGAGGACACUCAGAGGAGCCCAAGGAGGAAAUUCGACCGGCUCUGUUUGGAUCACCGCCACCACCUGUUGCCACUGAAGCCUUCAGUGACAUCAGCUUGGAGCCGACUGCUGAGCAGCAGGGAUCCUUUCUGGGAGCAUCGGAGCCCCAGCUUUACAAUCCCCUGCAGGGCAUUGAUCCCUACGGGAGCAACGCGAAGCCGCCCAGCGUUCAGGGUGGAGAGUCACUGUUCAAUCCUCUUGCUCAAGCGGCUCAACUGAAGGAGUCUCUGCAGCAUAUUCCCUCAGUGGCGUCCACAGUCUUCUCCACCUUCUCGAGCAUCCUCAAAGGUGGCGAAGGAGCGCCAGGUCAGCAAGAAAGUACUGGAGAUCCUCCUCCAAACACGUACAAGAGCCCACUGGACGCAAUCUAUGAGCAACAAGUGCUGAAUCCGGCGGAACAAUCACAAGCAUCUCCGCUGCUCUUCUCGCCCGAAGAUCCCUCAAUCCCGGCUUUCUCCCACGGACAAGCGCCACCACCAGCAGGGGGAUCGACAAACACUUUCCGCCUCGGUGGCAACAAGAAGAAGAUUUACGCUCCUGUUCCUGGGCUCUCGAGUGGGGGUUUUUCCCAAGCAGAAGUACCGGCAUUUUCUCAAAAGCCCCAAAAUUUGCCUCCCCUUCCGGAACCAAGACCAUCACCGAAGCCUUCACCAACGCCUCCACCUGUGGCCUUCUUUCCAACGCCACAAGCAGCUCCUUAUCAAAAUUCCGGUGGAUUUGAGCAAGUGAAUUCAAGCAUUCCAGUCCCUCAGGAGCAACCGCAGCAGAGCCAGAGUAAAUUCUCUCUGUCGUCAUUCUUCUCGGCUCCGCUUUUGGAUCGAUUCCAGGGCAAAACCAGUGCCCAGAACGAACCAGUGGUAGCUGAAAUAUCAUCCGUUGACUCUGUUCAGCCAGCUCAGAACUUUCAAGCACCACCUCCAGUUCAGCCGCCACAGCUGAUCAAUCCGCAAUUAUUCAACACAAAUCCUAUAGCCGGAGAGUCUCAGAACGCGCCUUUUGCUGUGGGAUUUCCGCCUGUAGUAAAUCAGCAAUCAAUUGAUCCUCCUCCUGUGAGUCAGAGUGCAUUUUUCGGAGCACCACCAGUUGCUUCGACACAUCCUCCACCGGUGAUUCCAGCAAAUCCUUCACCGGUGAUUUCAGCAUAUCCUCCACCGGCAGAAGUUCCAACUGCGCCACCAACAAACACUGCCAACCCUUUUGGAGGGUAUCGAUUGGCUAAGAAGACUCCAUCGUACAAGAACGCUCUGAUUCCAGAGACUAAGACGAACUUCUUCGUGCCAGAGACAUCGCCUACCGCCCAAUCUGUGCCAGUGAACUUCUUCACACCAGCGGCUCCAGUUCCAGUAGUGACUCCUAGCGCACCAGCACCUCAGACUGAAGCAAACUACUUCACGCCAGCGGCUCCAAUUCCAGUAGUGACUCCUAGCGCACCAGCACCUCAGGCUGAAGCAAACUACUUCACGCCAGCGGCUCCAGUUUCAGCUCCAGUUCCAGUAGUGACUCCUAGCGCAUCAGCGCCUCAGGCUGAACCAAACUACUUCACGCCAGCGGCUCCAGUUCCAGUAGUGACUCCCAGCGCACCAGCGCCUCAGGCUGAACCAAACUACUUCACGCCAGCGGCUCCAGUUUCAGCUCCAGUUUCAGUAGUGACUCCCAGCGCACCAGCGCCUCAAGCUGAACUGAAGACUGAAACGAAAGUAUCAUCGCCAACAAUCUUCAAGUCCACUUCCGAACCUGUGGCCUCUGUGCGUCCUGAUCAGGCAUUCUUUCUGCCCAAGAGUCCCACGGAGACUGAGAAGAUUCCGUACGCGCCAGAAGCGUCAAGCAUUGAUCAAUUGUGUACGGAAUUGGCGGAGACAAAAUUGCCGCAAGUGUCUCAAACCGCGAGCUUCUUCGGCAAUCAGACGGCAACUAAUUGGUUUGACACCAAUCAAAACACCCAAUUGGCUGGCGAUCAUACCACAGUUGAUGAGGACGUGAACAAGAAUCAGACAGACAUUCACGCCAGCUUCUUUGACUGUCCGCCGGAGUUGAAGCCAGACCAGGCGCAGCCCAGCUUCUUUAGCUUCCCAAAGCCAUCGGUUGACGACGUGAGCAUCAACAACAACUCGCUGAUUGUUGAGAAGUCCUCAGUGGACGACAGCAAGGUGUCCCUAGCGUCAUUUCCCUCCAACGAACGGGAGCAACAGCCUGUGUUUUUGUGUGGAACAGUAGUGCCCAACGGAAGGGAGCCCACGAGGGAGACUUUCCCAGAGAGUCAAUCGAUUGUUGAAGAGCAGCCCUUCAAUGCUAAUCUGCUAGACACAACGACUUCAAUGGCAACAUCGAAAUCAACUCCAACUGGCCAGGAGCCAGGCAAGUCCGUGACAGAUGCUGCAGCGCCGAGUGGCUCUUAUCGACCGGUGUACAAGCACUGGUUCUACAAGCAGAAGGUCGAGGGCAAGGAUGUUUGGACACCUUUCUCCAUGACAGACUCUCUGGCACUCGAGGAUGCCUUAACGUGUCCUACGGCAGACAAUGCUGUCAUUGCCACGGACGGUGGGCGUCACGAUGUGAGCAUUGCGGAGAGGACACGCACAGCGAUCUACUGGUCGGCAGAGGUGAACGAAGUGCGGCGAUGUUCGUGGUUCUACAAGGCUGUAGAUUCGCGUUUCGUGCCGUACGAGGAGGAGACAGCUGACUAUCUGGAGGAGGAGUACAAGAAUGCGUUCGCCACGGGUUCCUGGCACAAGCAACUCACACUGCCCAAUGGAGAAAUGGUGAAUUUCCAUGGUCCGAAUGUGAUGGUGCACUUUCUGCAGGCCCAGACGCCGGACGCUUGGGGGAACACACCACAAGUGACCAACAGGCCGAGAGUGGUUAAAAGGGGAGUGGAUGAGUUCAACAUUGAGGAUGGAGAGCCUGAGCAGAUUGACCAUGUGCUGUUUGUUGUGCAUGGGAUUGGGAAGGCGUGUGAUUUCAAGUUCAGAACUGUUGAAGAAGUUGUUGAUGAAUUCCGGAAUAUCGCCUUGCAAAUGGUUCAGUCACACUACAGAUCAUCUUAUGAUGCUGGAGAAAUUGGGCGUAUUGAAGUGUUGCCCAUUUCAUGGCAUAGCGAAUUACACUCGGAAGAGUCUGGAAUCGAUGCCAAGUUAAAAUCCAUCACACUUGAGUCAAUUCCCAAGUUGAGAAACUUCACAAAUGACACUCUCUUGGAUGUGCUCUUCUACACUAGUCCCAUCUUCUGCCAGAGCAUCAUGGACACCGUCUGUGGCUCAGUGAAUCGCUUGUAUAAGCUCUUCUGCGAGCGCAAUCCUUCUUACCAUGGCGGAGUCUCGUUGGCCGGGCACAGUCUUGGCUCUCUCAUCCUCUUUGACUUGCUGUGCCAUCAGAAAGCGCCCAGUAAUGAGCAUGAGAUGGAGAACUCAGAAAAUCCAGACCAGGCGAAUGUCACAACGCCCACGGAACCCUUCCUGAGGCCUGAAAAGCAAACAGCACAGCAGAUAAAUUACACAAUGGGACCAGCAGGAACAGGACAACCAUUCAUAAACUACCCACAAUUGGACAUUCGGCCGAAGAACUUCUUCGCCUUUGGAUCGCCCAUUGGAAUGUUUGUUACAGUCAGAGGAAUCGAUACGCUGGGUCUGGACUUUAAACUGCCCACCUGCGACGGCUUCUACAAUAUCUUUCAUCCAUAUGACAUUGUGGCGUACAGAAUUGAGGGUCUGGUGAAUGCUGACCUGAGCUCUCUUCGUCCUGUUCUCAUUCCCCAUCACAAGGGCAGAAAGCGGAUGCAUUUGGAGCUCCGUGAGACGAUGGUUCGUGUUGGUGGAGAGAUUAAGCAGAGGAUCUUCGACACUUUCCGCUCCACCGUGGACACGGUGACGCACAUCACAAGCUUAGGCAGGACAGAUCCACAGGCGAUCAAGUGUGAGGUGGACAAAGUGCUGGAGGAGCAACUGCAUUUGGAUGAGACGCAGAGGGAGAUCAGCGGCGCAGGGAGUUCUUCUGGGGGCAGCGAUUGUGACACUGGAGAGACGGAUCUGCCAUUGGGGAGACUCAAUCAGGCGAGGAGGAUCGACUAUGUGCUUCAAGAGGCGCCCCUGGAGUUCUUCAACGAGUACAUCUUUGCCCUCACGAGUCACGUUUGCUACUGGCAAUCUGAGGACACGAUUCUGUUUGUUGUGAAGGAGAUCUAUUCCUCACUGGGUGUUCAGACGGAUAACAAAGUACCCCAGCAGAGCCUCACCAUCGAGAGACCAACAGCGAGCCUUCCGGCGCGAUAAAGCGUCCGGAAUAUUUAUUUAUAUGGAUAUUUGAAGAGAGAAAUAAAGAAAACCAUCAAUGUUUA
Molecule: messenger RNA, 4685 nt
Organism: Phlebotomus argentipes
Lineage: Eukaryota; Metazoa; Arthropoda; Insecta; Diptera; Psychodidae
Gene: PAPLA1
Product: mucin-2
Exons: 6
Coding region: 187-4620 (1477 amino acids)
Cellular component (GO): COPII-coated ER to Golgi transport vesicle
Molecular function (GO): metal ion binding
Source: RefSeq, a predicted model, not a curated record